AUGCAAAUAUUAUUGAAUCAAAAAGGGUUCUGCCCGUUGAUAUUAUUCAUGAUUUAUUGUGUGAAAGGUAAGAUUUCCCACUAUUUACAGCACUCCAAAAUUCCUGAAAUUUUCAGGUGUGAAGUGUUGUGAUAACUUAGUUAUGAAUGAGAUCACCACCUUUUGCACAAUUUUUUAUGCAAUUCUAUUCACGGUUGGAAUUGUGAAUUGCGCAAAGCCCCGAGAAAACUCGAAUAAGGAUGUGCCCAUUGCUCAAAAACCAGUCGCCAAAUCAGCUGUCAAACCUACUCCAGUUCAAUCUUCUUCCCAACCAGCAACUCCUGUCGCCAAAAAAGUGUCACCACCAAAGGCAAAAACACCGCCAGCACCGAUGUGUCGUGAAGAAUUCGAUGCGCAAGCACCGGAAGAACCUGUGGAGGAAGAAAAACAAGAAAUUCGGCCUCUUGAGAUACAAAAAUCGGAUGAUGAUAACACCAUAAUUGUUAAACCGAAUACUGAUAUCGCACAAGCGAAUGAUAAAGACAAUAAACCACCACCAACUCCAGCCAAGACCGAAAAAUAUGAUGCUGCUUGGAGGAAGCGACACAAGAAAUAUUUAGAUGAUGACAAAGCGGCACCAAAGAAACUGGACGCUUGGACGAAAAUGGCGCGUCUAAUUCCAAAGAUAUAUAUUCCGCGAAACGUUCAAGGAUAUGUGAGUUUUGAUAACUUGUGGCGAAAAAAAAAACAAUAUUAUUUCAGCUCCACCAAGAUUCAGCGCCACGCGCAGACAUUGUCGUGGUGUCCAAGGUGUACUUUGACAGGAAUAAGAAUACAUUAACAUUGGUUGGUGACGACAUUGAUGACGUCUCAUUGGAACCAAGCACAAAAUCUGGGGACGAUUUGGAAGACACUGUUGCGAGUUCGAGAGCCUCGAAUUUAUCAUCCAACAAUAGUACGAAUAAAACGGCUAUCAGAAAUACCAAGGCAUUGACGUGUAAAUUAGCAACUUCGAAAGAAUUGGUAAAGAACGGUGGAAAAACCAAGGAUUUAUCGAAGAUUGAUGGAAAGAAGAAGGAUGGGGUGUCGAAAAAGGAGAAAUCAGAAAAGAAGAAGGAUGAAAGUGCUAAACAUGAAGUUGAAGAUCUGCCAAAUAAUUCUGAAGAGAAGGAAGGCGGUUGA
Caenorhabditis angaria is the source of this 1161-nucleotide messenger RNA. Lineage: Eukaryota; Metazoa; Nematoda; Chromadorea; Rhabditida; Rhabditidae. The record is from the annotation of a GenBank genome assembly.